AUUCUGAGAUCGAUUACAUUAUACUGAAACAGGGCCCGGCCCCUAACGAAACAGAUCCACAAAACUCGUGAAGUGAGAUUUUCUUAUUUUACCAUUGAUAAAGCAUAUUCUUUAUCAAUUCGAACACAAUGGCAGACGACGAAUUGGAGGCUAUCAGGCGGCAACGCAUGGCCGAACUGCAGUCAAAACAUGGGAGUCUGUCUUGGAACCAAAUGACUCCGGGGGACUCUUCAAAUGACCAGCAAGGGCAGCAGGAGGCCAAACAGAGGGAAACAGAGAUGAGGAACUCCAUGCUUGCUCAGGUUCUAGACCAGUCCGCCCGCGCCAGAUUGAGUAACUUGGCUCUGGUGAAGCCAGAGAAGGCCAAAGCAGUGGAGAAUUACCUCAUACAGAUGGCCCGCAUGGGCCAGCUGGGAGGAAAGAUUUCAGAGACUGGUUUGAUCGACAUCUUAGAAAAAGUUAGUCAGCAAACAGAAAAAAAGACAACUGUCAAGUUCAACCGACGAAAGGUGAUGGACUCAGAUGAUGAGGAGGAUGAUUGAUGUGUUGAAAGGAGCCCAGGAGCCAGUUAGACGGCUGGCUUAGUGCGGGAUUCAGGACAUAGGUUAGAACAGGGCUCUGUUUGUUGGCGGUCAUCUUUGACUUGCCAAAGGCCCUGCAUUAGUGAUGCACCCUGGGAUACCACAUCAGCCCCUGUGUGCAUCUGGAACUCGUUACUAUAUUCUCUCUUAUAUUAAUUUUCACCACGUUUUAUUUUUUUCUCCACCACAAGAAGCAGAACAAAAUGCAACUUAGGGUAUAUUCCUGCUGUUGCAUUUUUCAAGACUGCUUUGUGAAUACUGUCUGUGUGUUGCUACUCAGCAAUAGUGAAACCAUCAAACUGGACAGAGCACAUGGGUAUAGUCAUUGUUUUUUAAUUCAUUUUUGCUGACCUGUAUCUUCAACAGUUUUACAUUUAAAAAAUAAAAAAGCCUUACAUUUGAA
Molecule: messenger RNA, 984 nt
Organism: Oncorhynchus gorbuscha (pink salmon)
Lineage: Eukaryota; Metazoa; Chordata; Actinopteri; Salmoniformes; Salmonidae
Product: programmed cell death protein 5-like
Exons: 7
Coding region: 129-542 (137 amino acids)
Cellular component (GO): nucleus; cytosol
Molecular function (GO): DNA binding
Source: RefSeq, a predicted model, not a curated record